UUGCCGUAAACAGUCUUGGAUCAUUUGUUGUCUAAAUUAAUCUGGUCUGUGUAUAUUGGAAAGUCAAAGGUUUAAAAAAUGCACCUGCCUUUAAGUGUUUUCGCGUAUCAUUCGUCAGAUGUAAACUGGUGUGAACCAGAUUACGAAGUUUCAUCUUUCACAGUUGAGUUUUGGAACUCGAUUUCAGGCAUACCGAUGAUAGUUUUGUCAUUGAUUAUGAUCAGUUUAAAUGGCGAUUACACGCGUUUGGUACCACACUGCAGGUACGCGAAUGUGGUUUGGUGGCUGCUAGUGGUGACAGGUAUAGGAAGUAUAUAUUUUCACGCAACCUUGAGCCUUUUCGGGCAGUUUUUGGACGAGAUUAGUAUAAUAUGGUUGGGAUUUGCUGUGCUUGCGAUGUAUGCUGAACCGUCGGUCGUUUGCCUUCCUUCUUCAUUUAACAAGAACAGAACACUGUACCAGUCACUAAUGUUGGCAGCUGCUAUCGUGGCGACAACACUCUCGUUUGUCGAACCAAAGUUUAACCACGUGUGGUUGUUUCUGUUCGUUGUUCCUGUUGUCCGGGGAGUCACUAUGAAAAAAUCAAGGAAUCCUAAUAUGGAAAAGUUUCAAGCCUUGGGAAGAAAUGGUCUCGUGUUCUUAGCACUUGCAGUCAUAUGCUGGGUACUUGACAGAAUAUUUUGUCCGUUUAUGCUUUCAAUCCGUUUCCCUUAUCUUCACGCUGUUUGGCACAUUUUGGUUCUAAUUGCUGCAAAUAUGGUUUUCGUGUUUGGCGCCUUCGACUACGCAAACCAAACUGCUUCAAGGCAUGAACCGUAUCUCGCGUUUGUACCUUUACUUGGUUCAUAUGUUGGAAUAUGGUACGUCGCUUUUCGCUAG
Molecule: messenger RNA, 879 nt
Organism: Ciona intestinalis (vase tunicate)
Lineage: Eukaryota; Metazoa; Chordata; Ascidiacea; Phlebobranchia; Cionidae
Source: RefSeq, a predicted model, not a curated record